AUGCCGGAGGAGGCUGGAUUUCGAGCUCUCCUGAUGGGUCUCACCGCCGAGCAAAGGGCACUUAUCGGGCGAUUGUUGGUGGAGAUAGACGGCCCAAGAGAGCCGUUUAAUCCUGCUCCGGACCCACCGCCCCCACCCCAUGCUCAGGAUCCUUGUCCACAGAAGUGUCACCAGUGCAGGGAGCAAUGGUGCACUCGAGGCCUGGAGCCACACAAGCACCACAAUUGCACCCGAUGCUUCCGCAAGAUCGAGCCGGGUGCUGAACAAGGCGAAGCCUCUGAGAAGGCAAAGGACCCCGUCAAGGGCAAACUCAGCAACCUGGUAACACAAUGCAAGAAUGCAGUGAAGAAGUUGGAGGAUCACGACAGCGGCAAAGCAACUCUCAGCGAAGAGGAAGUCGGCAAGCUCAGAAGCAAGAAGAAAUUCUGGGACGACUAUUGCCAAUUGCCUCGGAAUGCCACCGAGCAAAGGAUGCAAAUGCUCUCCUCCUGGGAGCAAGACAAGACAGGGAAGAUGUGGGCCGAGAAGAUCCAGUCCCUGGAGAACGACAAGGCGACCACCGCCAGCAAGGUGGGUGGGUUCUUGUCUCGUUGGGAGAUCGCCGACCAGGAGAACCUGAACCUUCAGAUCCCCGAGCAGAAGAAGCUUUGGGAGUCCAUCCUCGAGGAAAUCCCCUAUGAUGAGGAAUGGAACCAAGAGGAUAAUCGUGAGCGAGCCCUUGCAAAAGCCGGGGAACGUCGCUACCACUACGGCAAAACCAAGAUGACAACGACAACGGACACAGUUCGUCACAAAGAGACGAUGCAGGCCGGGUACAACCUGAACGACAAGGAGAAGAAGCAGGCCCUGCAGGACAGCCCCAAUCAGCCUUCAAUCGAGGUCCGGGAUCCCCUUUUGGUUGCCUUGAGGCAAGAGCUGCAGACCAUGAACUCCGGGAAAAAGGCUGUCGAGAGAAACCUGAGCACGAUCAAGGAUCUCCAGGUUUUCGCGAACACUAAGGGCCUGAGCAAGAUGAAAGAUGCUGCCGCAGAUGCCCUCACACCACUCGACGAAUUCCUGGUCACCUUGAGGGAGGACUUUGCAAAGCUCGAUGCCCUGGACGUCGGGAGCGAGGAGUCGGUCCAGCAGGCCAAGGACAUUAACAUGCAGGCAGGUGUGCACGUGGAUGCUGCUGGCAGAGUCAUCAAGAAGUUGAAGACGAUGAACGAGGUGGAAGCUUCAAAAAGGUUAAGAACACGCAUCGGCAAUUUGAUGCUGAGCAAUACCAUUUCUGGUAUCGAAGCUAGCCGCCUUUUUCGAGAUGCGGACUUAGCCAAUGCAGAAAAUGUGAAGGAUUUGGCUGCAUGUGGCACCGGCCGAGCGGAUGACAUCCCUAAGAAAAGGGAUUGGGGCGAUGGGGUUCCGAUCACUCGUGAUCGUACCCAAUCGGCGGAAGUCUUAUCCCUCAACAUUCUCAGCCACUCUCAGCGAGGUGCAUUGCGAUUUCCCUUAGCCUUGAUGCAAAAGCAUUUGAUGUUGAAGGAGUUCACAUGGGAUGCUGUCCUGUCGAUCAUGGCCUGGUCCUUCGCUUUUCUCGCAGCAGGCAUUUCGCCAUCGAGUCGCCACGAUGGGACGGCAUGGUUGCCUAGCGACAAAGCAAGGAGGGCACGAAGCGGAUUGCAACUACCCAGGGCAUUCCUGAUUCAAGUCCGAGGCGACUGGGCCUUCUACAAGCAGACGUUGUACAUGCCGGCCUGGAACAGGAAAGAUGGCUGCUGCUGGUUGUGCAACAUCAAGCCCUCCGAGCUGCAUAUGGUGGCUCCUAACUCUCCCUGGAUGCACAAUCGCAAGUCGCACUGGGAUGCCGUGUGCGAGAUGCCCAGGAAGAGCCCUCUGCUGGGUUCUCCUUUUUUUUCGCUGGCAAUGUGCCAGCUCGAUUGGCUCCACAUAGUGGACAUCGGGGUGGCCCUCGAGUUUCAAGGAAGCUUAUUUCACUACGUGUGCUUGAAGAAACUGCAAGGCAACCUGCAAGUGGCAUGCCGUGAGCUGUUUUUCAUGAUCAAGGAAUAUUAUUCCGCCAACAAUGUCGGAAGCCAGUUGGGCGAACUGAAGCCCACUAUGCUCAAGGGUAAAGGAAAACCAUACCCAAAGCUUCGAGCGAAAGCGGCGGAGAGCCGAGCAUUGGUGCCGUUCAGCGAGAUCCUGGCCCAGGCCGUGCUAGUCCCCGAAGAUCCCUUCGACAACGUGCUCAUGAAAGCUGCCAGCUCCUUCGCUCGCUGCUACGAUCAGCUUUCCAAGGACUCCUUUCAGCCGGCCACUUUGGCACAGGAGGCCUUCGAAUUCGCUUCGAGAUACGUGGAUCUCAACAAGGAGGCGGAGAGACUAGGCAUGAAGCUUUUCAAAAUAAAGCCUAAGUUGCACAUGUUUUUGGAAUUGUCUUACUGCUGCACCUGCUCUCCUUCAGCGAACUGGUGCUACAGGGAUGAGGAUUUUGCUGGCAAGGUUGCAAUGGCAGCUUUUCGGCGAGGCGGUGCCAACACCGUGCGAGCACUGGCAGAGUCUUACUUCUUACGCUGGAAAUCCAUGUAUGCAGUUCCAGAAUUGUGCUGA
Symbiodinium sp. CCMP2592 is the source of this 2589-nucleotide messenger RNA. The record is from the annotation of a GenBank genome assembly. Lineage: Eukaryota; Dinophyceae; Suessiales; Symbiodiniaceae.